Molecule: messenger RNA, 882 nt
Organism: Monoraphidium neglectum
Lineage: Eukaryota; Viridiplantae; Chlorophyta; Chlorophyceae; Sphaeropleales; Selenastraceae
Exons: 5
Coding region: 1-882 (293 amino acids)
Biological process (GO): lipid homeostasis; triglyceride catabolic process
Cellular component (GO): membrane; lipid droplet; cytoplasm
Molecular function (GO): triacylglycerol lipase activity
Source: RefSeq, a predicted model, not a curated record
AUGCUGAGACACGAGCAGCAGCACCAAAAGCAGCGGCAGCAGCACGAGCGGGAGCAGCUCACGCAGCAGCAUGAGCAGCGGUUGUUGCAGCAGCUGGAGCAGCUGCAGCAUCAACAAGCGGCGGAUGCGGCGGCGGCGGUGGCCGCUCCAAAGCCCCUGCGGUUGUCGUGGGCUGGCAGUGGCGUGUACUUCUGGUGGCAGCUCGGCGCCAUGCAGCACCUGGCGCAGCGCUAUGACCUCACGCGCGUCCCCAUGGUCGGUGCCAGCGGCGGCGCGCUCUGCGCCGUCCUCGCGCGCUGCGGCGUGGACCCGCAGCUGAUUUCUGAGUCGGCCUACAAGCUGGCGGUGGAGCACAAGAUCUGGGACAAGCCCAUGGGGCUGGCCGGCAGCUGGGGGGGCAUUAUCGAGCAGUGGCUGCACGACAUGCUGCCCGCGGACGCGGCGGAGCGCUGCAGGGGGGAGCUGGGCGUCGUCGUGACGGAGGUGCCGGCGUGGCGCCAGCUGGCGAUCACAGACUUCCGGGACAAGGAGGACCUGAUCAACUGCGUCAUGGCCAGCGCCCACGUGCCGAUGCUGCUGGACAAGCAGCUGACGCGCGGCUGCCGCGGCGCGCAGUACGUGGACGGCUCCUUCCCGGACUUCUUCACCGGGGAGAACUGCGACCACCUGCAGUGCGGUGGUGACGCGAUUGUGUUCGACUACUUUGAGGACUCCAGGAUCAUCCGCCAGGGCCGCAUGGACAUGCUGUCCCUCAAGAGAUACAGCGAGCUCAAGCGCAUCGUGCUGCUGGGCGCGCGCUACGCCGCGCGGCUGGAGGCGGAGGGGGCGUUCGACCGGUUCCACCUGGAGCCCGUGCGCAAGGCAGGCCUCAAGUGCCGGUGA